CAUAAAUUUUUAAAAUUUGUAAAAUUCAAUAAACAUAAAUAUUUACGAAAAUUUCAGUAUGAAUAUUAUUUAACAAUAAAAAUGCCUAUUUGUUACUUCGUUUUGAUUUUUCUAUGAUAAAUUAAUUUAAAAAUUCAUUUAAAUUAUGCGUGAAAUCAUCCAUCUUCAACUUGGUCAGUGUGGCAAUACAAUAGGUUGUAAGUUCUGGGAGGUUAUAACGAAUGAACAUGGCAUCAACAGUGAUGGGAAUUGGCAAGGAGAAUCAGAGCUUCAAAAACAGCGUUUGAAUAUUUACUUUAAUGAAACUGAUCAUAAUACUUAUGUUCCAAGAGCAAUUCUCGUUGACUUGGAUCCAUCAGGAACAAGUUCAGUUAUAUCAAGUCAACUAGGUGGACUUUUUAGACCCGAUAAUAUAAUUUCUGGUAAAGCUGCAGCAGGAAAUAAUUGGGCAAAAGGUUUUUAUUAUGAAGGAGUAGAAGUGAUGGAUCAAAUUUUGGAGAUAAUUCGUCGAGAAGUUGAAUAUUGUGAUUUGAUUCAGGGUUUUCAGAUUACACACUCAUUAGGAGGUGGAACUGGGUCAGGAUUGACAAGCAAACUUCUUGCCAAUAUACGUGAUGAGUAUACCAAUCGAAUCAUAGCAACAUACUCAGUUUUCCCAUCAUCAAAAACUUCAGACACAGUUGUUGAACCUUACAAUACAACUUUAGCUUUUCAAUAUCUUACUAAUUUCGUUGACAAUGCCUCUCUUAUCGACAAUGAAGCUCUACAUGAUAUAUGUUCAUACACUUUACAAAUUUUAGAUCCGUCAUAUGACGAUAUGAAUUAUUUAAUAUCUCUCUGUAUGGCUGGCACGACGGCAUGUUUACGAUUUCCUGGCCAACUAAAUGCUGACUUAAGGAAGCUUCAUAUAAAUAUGGUGCCUUUUCCAAAACUACAUUUCUUUGUACCAGGAUUCGCUCCGCUAAUGUCGAAACUCGUAGAACCAUAUCGGAAAGUUAUGAUUAGAGAUUUAGUUUAUCAAAUGUUCAAUCCUAAAUUAUCAUUUGUUCGAUGUAAUCCAUCGAAAGGACGAUUUUUAACAGUUGCCGCAGUUUUUAGAGGAAAAAUAUCUACUAAAGAAGUAGAGGAAAAGAUGUGGAAUAUUCAAAAUAAAAAGAAAAACUACUUCGUAGAUUGGAUACCGAACUGCAUUAAAACAGCUAUUUGUGAUAUCGUUCCUCCAGGUUUCAAAAUGACUGUUACAACAAUGUCAAAUACGACAGCUAUCCAAGAACCCCUCAAACGAAUUGUUAAUGAAUGUAGUGCAAUGUUUGAAAGGAAAGCUUACAUUCAUUGGUAUACUAGUGAAGGAAUGGAAGAAAGCGAACUUGAGGAUGCUCAGAAUAGUUUAUACGAAUUAAUUUCUGAAUACCAACAACAAGAAACAGGAAAUAACAGAACUAUUUUAGAGAAUAUAGAUGAGAAGGAACAUGACAGUAACAUAAAUGAUAAUAAUCGAAACAAAAUUGAAGAAUAAAAAAAUCUUAUUUUGACAGAAAAGAAUCAUUUUUAUUGAAAACAGAAAAAAAAUUUAUUUCUGAUAUUUUUUUAAUACAUAAAAUUAUUAAUUCUGCCAUUUGAUGAAAAAAAACAUUUUCAAUUUGAAUAAACAAUAAAAUUAUAUUUCAUUAUUAUUGACUCAUUCAUACAGUGAAAAGAGCGUAGA
Molecule: messenger RNA, 1705 nt
Organism: Chelonus insularis
Lineage: Eukaryota; Metazoa; Arthropoda; Insecta; Hymenoptera; Braconidae
Product: tubulin beta chain-like
Exons: 5
Coding region: 146-1516 (456 amino acids)
Biological process (GO): microtubule cytoskeleton organization; mitotic cell cycle
Cellular component (GO): microtubule; cytoplasm
Molecular function (GO): structural constituent of cytoskeleton; GTP binding; GTPase activity
Source: RefSeq, a predicted model, not a curated record